UUGUGCUUAAGCAAAUUCAAUUUGAACAAAACAAUUACUUGGACAUUUAAAUUUUUCAUUUCGCCUUGAUAGAAAGACAAAGUUGGCAACAACUUAAUCAAGAAAAGAACGCACUAAACUAAUCCCAACAAGCAAUUGAUUAAGGGAAUGAAACAUUCUAAUCCCAACUUGAUAUAAGGCUAAUUAAGCCCUGUGUUGUGAAGUUGAAUUUCUGAGCUUCAGGUCUACUAAGAAGUUAUAGUAUUAAAGAUGCAAGGCCUUGUACGAUUUUGCCGUGAACAUAUACACAUCAAGAAACAGCAUCACUUACUGAACUUGAUAAAGCAUAGAAAAGGUGCAAUGGUUGCAAGAUCCUACUCGAUGCCAUUGCCGGAGAAGGGACUGCACAACACAACGAUUGCAGAGGUGCUAUCGACCAAAGGGCAAGACAGGAUCGGAUCCUGGGUCUGGUGUCGAACAGAUGACACCGUCUAUGAUGCUGUCAAGCAAAUGGCACAGAACAACAUAGGGUCUCUUGUUGUCCUGAAGCCGGGAGAAGAGCAGCACAUAGUAGGAAUCCUAACGGAACGAGACUAUUUGCGUAAGGUGAUCGUGCAAGAUAGGUCCUCUAAGUACACAAAAGUUGGGGAGAUCAUGACUGAUAAGGACAAGCUACUGACAGUAACAUCAGAUACAAACAUUCUUCAUGCAAUGCAGCUCAUGACUGAGAAUCAAAUUCGGCAUGCCCCGGUUAUAGAUGGGAAAAUAGUAGGCAUGAUUUCCAUGGUCGAUGUUGUGAGAGCUGUGGUGGAGCAACAACAUGGUGAAAUGAAGCGACUAAACGAGUUUAUUCGAGGAGAUUACUAUUAAGGCUCGUAUGCAGUAACAUGGAAUAAUAUAUAUCUGCAAUUAGGCAUUUGCCAACCGAAUCAAUCUCGCAACAAUGUUACUUCAAUUUCAAACCUUCAAUCAUACUAUAUUAAUGGCAUUUUCUCAACAAGCAGUCGAUUUAUAGCAAAACAUUUCAUACCUUCAACACUUGUUUAUAGAAUCUAAACCUCUGUUUUACGAGAGAUCACACAAACAGUCCACGCCCUAUCUUAGACAAAUCUAUUCAAUAACACGUUUUAUAACAUAACUAGGAAAAAUUGGGACAUUUUUCAGACGUAAACAAACCAAACACAACAUAUCAGAAUAGCACUGAUGGAUUCCCUUUAAUAAGUUGGCACCAAAACCUCCACACUUAUUACAACUCACAAUAACAAUUUAUACUCGUCGUUUUUUCUUUUCUGAUACCUCAUACUUACUAGAAAGCAUAAGAUUCCUACAAAAACGAACGUCAAGCUUAAAUUCCAACAAAAAUAAGUUCAUAAA
This is a messenger RNA of Salvia miltiorrhiza (redroot sage), 1353 nucleotides long. Its product is annotated as CBS domain-containing protein CBSX3, mitochondrial-like. The transcript is spliced from 6 exons. The record is from RefSeq and is a predicted model, not a curated record. Bases 250 to 849 code for a protein of 199 amino acids. Lineage: Eukaryota; Viridiplantae; Streptophyta; Magnoliopsida; Lamiales; Lamiaceae.